AUAACCGGUAACUCUCUACUUUCACUACCCAUCCCUCAACCCGCUAUAGCCAGUAACAAAUGAAUCACCCAUCAUCCAUAUAAAAAAAAAAAAGACUCAGUUACUCGAAGCAAGUUCCCAGUUUCAACCUCAUCGACAUCCACCCUCUACGCAGAUCGUGUCGCCUUCAUCUUCAAGUGCUCUGUUUAUUGGUGAGCAUGGAGUUGGGGUGAAAGGAAGAGGCGAUGAUUUCAAUUAUGGGGUUUCCUAAUUGAUUAUGAGUAGAAUAAAAAUUUUGAGACAAAAGAUGGCAGGAACUGAAGACGAAGGGGAAAAGGCUUCUCGGGGGAAUGAGUGGGAGGUUGUAUCUCUCACGGCAUCAACUUAUGCAGCUGCUCCUGGUCCUGAUGAAGUUGAGUUGAAGGAUGAUGACAAGGAAGAUACAUAUGCACCGGAUGAAGCUGAGACGUCAAACGCUUUGUUCAUGUCUGGUCACUUUGCCUUUCCACCCAGUCAGCAUGAAAACUUGCCAUUGGAACCUGACUACGGUGAGAUUCAUAAUGAAUCUGUAGACAAAGAUAUUGCCUCUGAAGAUACUCAUGAAGAAGCGACCAGGCCUAGUGGAAAGGAUGAAGAAAACUUGACAUUUGCAGGAUUGGAUGUCUCAGAGGAGUUUGAGGGUAUGCAAUAUUAUGAUGAGAAAAUCAAUAGAUUAUCUGUUCAGGGAAAACAGUUUGAGGAAGGUACAACUCUACCAGAUUUUGGUUUGACUGAGAAAGAGGAUGCAAAAUACACUUCUUUCCACAGUGAAACAACAAUUGAUGCUGUAACAGCAUAUGGUGAAAGUAUAGUUGAGUCUGAAACAAUAGAAUCAGCAGAGCAAGAGACAAAUGUAUCUCCUGAUUUAUCGCUGUCAAAGAACUCUUCCAAAGAUGACAAACACAAACCUUCAAAUAUUCCUUGCGGAGCUUGGUGGAAGCGAAGAGCUGCUUCCAUAUAUGCUCAUGCAAAGGAGGCAAAUACAUUAUGGUCCGUUUUCAUUGCAGCUACAGUGAUGGGCCUGGUAAUGCUUGGUCAACGCUGGCAACAGGAAAAAGCUUUACAACUUAAGUGGCAAAUCAGUAUAACUGAUGAGAAGCAUAAAUCUCUCAACAAAUCAUAGGCAAGGAGCAGGGUGCUUGCUCCCAUGAUUCGACUCAAAGAUGUGAUUAUUGGUGGCCACCGCCGUGGCUCCUUCAUCAGGGAAAGCUCCUCUGCUGAAAUUUAAGGUAAAGGUGACUCAGUGAAUGUGGCGGUAUAUGUGGCUCCUAUCAUGGUGGUAAAAAGGCUAAAAGCUAAGAUGAUGACGAAAAGUUGUAUGUCAGAGGUUGAGAAUGAGAAAUGCUACGCAUGUGAAGUGCAGGUUUGAUACUAGGAUUGCUUGACCUUUACCAAGUUAUGAAUGCUAUUGUUCAAACAUUUUAUAUUGUGAAUUUUCCUUGCUUGCAUUGUAUAGCUCUUGAUGUUAUUGUACUUAUUAAAUUAUGUAUUCUUGUUUUCUGGAAUUGACAGUUUAGACACCAAAGAUCAGAUGUAAAUUUAACUAAUGAAGUGAUUGCUUUAAUGGUGGGUGUUUAGUUUUCCUCUUA
Messenger RNA from Cicer arietinum (chickpea), 1607 nucleotides. Its product is annotated as ATG8-interacting protein 1. Gene Ontology annotation, cellular component: intracellular membrane-bounded organelle. The record is from RefSeq and is a predicted model, not a curated record. NCBI's taxonomy places the organism in Eukaryota, Viridiplantae, Streptophyta, Magnoliopsida, Fabales, Fabaceae.